Molecule: messenger RNA, 2874 nt
Organism: Adineta steineri
Lineage: Eukaryota; Metazoa; Rotifera; Eurotatoria; Adinetida; Adinetidae
Source: the annotation of a GenBank genome assembly
AUGGCAGCUACUACAGCAGGAGCAGCAUCAGCUGCUCUUUUAAAUCCUAUAGCUCCACCAACGGCAGAACCAACAGCUCCUGUAAUAUCAGGAAAAACAAUGCAACAAUUACUAAGUGAAAUCGAUCAAUUAAAGAUUGAUGUUGAAGCGUCAUCAAAAGUUUUAGAAAAGAUUGAUACAGGCCGUAGAAAAGGUGCUGCCAAUCGUGAACGAUCAGUUGAAGGUCGUACAAAAGUGAAAGAUUUAACUGAACGUCUUAUCAAUCUUCAAAAUCAAGUACAGGCAACGACAAGAGCACCAGAUUCAAAAGAACCAGUUAGGACAUUUGAUAAAACAAAACAAAAUGCAGUAAAAGCAUUGAAUAAUCUUUCAAAUAAACUUAAUAAUGUUGAUAAACAUCUGGAAAGAGCAACUGGACCAAUGCCUGUAACUACUGCACCUCCAACUGAUGUUCAACCGGCUGCUACACCUGCAGCACCAGCUGAAGAAAAUGCAAAAGGACUUAGAUCACUUGUUAGUAAACUACCAUUUGGUAAUAGAAAUAAAUCAGCAUCAAAAGAAUCACUUGCUCCAACUACACCAGCUGUACCUGCACCAAGUAAACCUGCCGAAGAAACAGGUCAUGAAACUCCAAAGACACCGAAAGAUGAAGCGAUCGAAGAUGAUGACGACGUAGUAGGAGAAAGUGAAGAUGAUGAUGAUGUAAUAUCAGAUAAAAAGAAAGAACCAAAACAACCAUCUCCAUUAAUCAAAGCAACUGAUUCAGUUAGCUCACAUGAAAAAAAACCAAUAGUCUCCAAUGUAGAAAGUGAUGAUGAUGAAGAUUACAGUAGUGAUGAGGAUGAAGACGAUGAUGAGGAUGCUGUAAAUGAUAAUCAUCAAUUAUUAACUGAACUUGAACAUCGAACAAUAACGGAUGAAAACAGUAAAUCUCCUGUUAUUAGUGGUCGUCGAUCACAAUCACCAGCAACACCACGUAGUAAUAAAAAAGUUCCACCAAUUAAAAUUGAAUCUACACCAGCAGCUUCACCAAGAUCUAAACGAACUACAUCAUCAUCACCAGUACCACAUCCAUCAAUACGUAAAAAAACACCAAGUCCAAGACGACAUCCUGAAGUUCCAAUAGCUAAAAAAAGAGUUGAAGAAAGCGACGAAGAUUCAUAUUUUGAAGAAGAUGAAGAAGAAGGAGAUGAUGAUGAUGAUGAUGAAGAACUUCGACGUUUACAUAAUAGUGGUGAUCAUGAAGACGUUGAAUCUGAUCAUGAUUAUGAUGAACAAGAAGAUGAACCUAAUAUUGUCAAUGCACAUGUACAAGAACUUCGAACAACUAAACAUCCACCAGGUACACAAUUUCUUGUUUCACAUGAUUUAACAAGUGUACAAACUGGUGAUUUAACCAUUCAUAAAGGUGAAAUAAUAACACUUGUCGAACAACGUCCAGAUGAUUGGUGGUUAUUUCGUAAUGCACAAACACAACAACAAGGUGUCGUACCAAUCAAUCAUAUACAAUUAUUAUCUGGACAAUUACCAAGACGUCGAGCAAAACCAAAUACAUCAGUGACAACACUUGUCGAUGCAUUUAAAGCUAAUAAUAAUAUUCCAGCUGGUUUUGUUGCAUCAGAUUUAGCACCAUUAACUCAACUUGAAGAAUAUCAAUUAUGGCGAGCACUUGUACCAAAAAUGACUGAUUCAAAUCUUGCUUUUGCUGAUCUUUAUUGGCAUGCUGAUACUGAUCAUCUACAAAUAAAUGAUGUGACUUAUAAAAAAAUUAUUGUUCUUAAACAAUGUGUUAAAAUACCUAAAGUCAAAGGUGAUCAGAUUCGUGUUCUUGAUCGAUGUGUUCGUGUUUGUCUUUAUGAUGGCUUUGAAAUUAUUUCUAAUAUUCAUGUAGUUCGAGCACAUAUACGAAAUAAAGUUGAUGAUAAAGUUUUAACUGAAGAUUGGCAUUUUUCAUCAAAUGAUUUAAAUUCAUUUGUUGAUGAACAACCUCAAUUAUUUAUACGUGCCAAUCGAUCAAGUUCAGGUCAACAUUUAAGUUUACUUUUUGAAUUAUCACAAUGGUGUCAAUCAACAGUAACACAAGAAAAAUGUGAAAUUGCUUGUGGUUGGUCAAUGGUUCCAAUUGAAGAUGAUAAACCACCAUUAAUAACUGAAACAAAAGGUUUUAAUGAACUUUUACAUGGUGGACAUACAGAUGAACCAAAUAUUCUUCUUGAUCCUCAAUAUAAAAUUCUUCGUUCAGAUGGUUUAUCAGGCAAAAUUGAUCGUUUAAAACGAGCACGUAUUAAAUUUUCCAUUGAAAUACGUGAUUCAGAUAUUGAUAUACUAUUCGAUUCUUUACCAAUUCAACCAGUUAUUGUUUCAAUGAAUAUAUUACGAACAAUUGGUUUUUUUCGUAGUGAACUAGCUUAUCAAUUACAUAAACGUCAUCAUCCAACUGGUCUAUCAACAACACCUAUUGAUUCAAUAUUUCUUAGUACAUUUUUUCAAACAUUACAACAACCAGAUCUUAUUUAUGCUUUACGUCGAGUAUAUCGUUCACGUCAACGACGUUUUCUUAAAUCUUCAUCAAGUGCUCAACAACAACGAGAAUUAUUUAUACGAACAUAUGAAACAUUUAUUUAUCCACUUCUUCAUUAUCGACAAUUACCAGCAUAUGAUUUUCAUGAUGUACCAGCAUUAAAUGAACGAAGAAAAUUAAUAACUGAUAUGAUUAAACGACAAUUACCAGCAAGAAAAACGAAUCCACAAGAUAUUCUUUCGAUAUUAUUAGAUCCAAAUUUAACAGAUAAAUGGACACCAUUUACAACAGAUGAAAUUUGUUUUACAUUAGAAAAAUAUAUUCAUGAUUUUAAAACUGAUGUUGUAGCUUAG